Molecule: messenger RNA, 1483 nt
Organism: Apaloderma vittatum (bar-tailed trogon)
Lineage: Eukaryota; Metazoa; Chordata; Aves; Trogoniformes; Trogonidae
Gene: UTP15
Product: UTP15, U3 small nucleolar ribonucleoprotein, homolog (S. cerevisiae)
Exons: 11
Coding region: 507-1469 (320 amino acids)
Biological process (GO): positive regulation of transcription by RNA polymerase I; rRNA processing
Cellular component (GO): nucleolus
Molecular function (GO): protein binding
Source: RefSeq, a predicted model, not a curated record
CUGUUCAGAUAAAAGAAUUUGGUGCAGUAAAUAAAAUUGACUUCUCCCCGGUUCCUCCAUAUAACUACGCAGUCACAGCCUCCUCAAGGAUCCACAUUUACGGUCGUUACUCUCAGGAACCAAUCAAAACAUUUUCACGCUUCAGAGAUGCUGCUUAUUGUGCCACAUACAGAGAUGAUGGCAAUCUGCUUGUCGCUGGCAGCGAGGAAGGUAGCAUUCGCCUCUUUGACAUCAGUGGAAGGGCACCACUGAGGCAAUUUGAUGGUCAUGCUAAACCUGUUCAUGUAGUGGGCUUCCUGUCUGAUAAAUACCGAAUAUUUUCUGGUGGUGAUGAUUAUUCAUCAAAUUUGUGGGAUAUUCCAAGUGCUACAGAAAUCGUCUCUUACAGUGAACAUACCGACUAUGUGAGAUGCGGCUGUGCAAGUAAAGUAAAUGCAGAUGUCUUUAUAACAGGUUCUUAUGAUCACACUGUGAAGCUAUUUGAUGCACGAACAAAAAGUAGUGUAAUGACAAUAGAACAUGGCCAGCCUGUGGAGAGUGUGCUCCUCUUCCCAUCUGGUGGGCUUCUAGUAUCUGCAGGAGGUCGAUAUGUCAAAGUCUGGGAUGUACUGAAAGGUGGGCAGUUACUAGUUUCACUUAAAAACCACCAUAAAACUGUAACGUGUUUAUGCCUGAACAGCUCUGGGCAGAGGUUACUGUCAGGAUCCCUAGACAGGCAUGUGAAGAUUUACAGUACUACUUCCUACAAAGUAGUCCACAGCUUUAACUAUGCUACAUCCAUCCUUAGUCUUGCAUUGUCGCCUGAAGAUGAAACCAUAGUUGUAGGCAUGACCAAUGGGGUGCUAAACGUUAAACACAGAAAACCUGAAGAAAGGAAAGAAAAGUCUGAAAAGAAGAGACAACCAGCAUAUAGAACCUAUGUGAAAGGAAGAACUUACAUCCCAAAGCAGGAAGAUUUCUGUGUCAGUAAACCUGUAAAACGUGUUUUGAGGAAAUAUGACAAGCUGCUGAAGAGCUUUCAUUCUUCCAAGGCCCUUGAUGCAGUACUGGAGCCACCCAUCAGGCUUUAUACUCCUGAAGUUACAGUUGCAGUCAUGCAGGAACUACAUCGCAGAGGAACACUGCGGAGUGCGCUUGCAGGCCGAGACGAGAAGCAAAUUAAUCUCCUUCUGACCUUUGUGGCAAGGCGAGUGAUUGAGCCUAGAUUUACUCCUAUACUGGUGACUGUUGCAGACAUGAUCACAGACAUUUAUCAGCCUGUAGUUGGGCAGUCAGCAAUUGUUGAUAGACAGUUCCUGAAACUUCAGGAAGCCAUAGGAAAAGAGAUUGACUAUCAAGAAGAACUACUGGAAGUUUUGGGAAUGAUGGAUACACUGUUUGCUACUUUUACUAAGAAGACAGCUACUUACCUGGAAGAGAACAAAAGUAAUGGUCUUACAGAAACAAUUAAACCAAAUACAAAUAGCUGAUUGACAACCAUGAC